GACAAAACAGAAUCAAAAUAGUCUCCGUCUUCAAAGGUUGUUUACGUAAAUCUUUGUCCCCCUUCAAGCCUCAGAGACUGAGCGCACGAGCGAACCGAGCCAACUGAGCCGAAGCAUCCGACCAAACCUCAUCGGAGAUCCGUACCACCACCGACGACUACAGCAUGUCGCCGGCGACCUCCGCCACCGCCUCCACCGUAUCUGGUGGCCUCCUCCGCCAGUCUCCGUCGACCCUGCGAUCCUUCCGCACCGCCCGCCUCCUCCCCAUGGGGGCUGCGAGGCCGCUCCAAGUCACCUCGACCCCUCGUCGCCUCCUGUCCACCGCCGUGCGCGCCCAGGGCGCCGCCAACCCAGGCUACUUGCCGGAAUCAGAAUUCUACAAGAUCGAGGCCAUCCUUAGGCCGUGGAGGGUGCCGUACGUGUCCUCGGGUUUGCUGGAAAUGGGGGUCAGAGGCGUGACGGUGUCUGACGUGCGUGGCUUUGGAGCGCAGGGAGGGUCAACGGAGCGACAUGAGGGGUCAGAAUUUUCGGAAGACACAUUUAUUGCUAAAGUUAAAAUGGAAAUAGUGGUGUGCAAGGAGCAGAUUGAAGCAGUAAUUGACAAAAUUAUCGAAAAGGCAAGAACUGGAGAAAUUGGCGAUGGGAAGAUAUUCGUGAUCCCUGUCUCGGAUGUGGUAAGAAUCCGCACGGGCGAACGUGGGAAGCAAGCCGAGAGGAUGACCGGUGGACUGUCGGAUGGGCUGUCCUCUGUGGUAUCAAUCUCAUGAGCCACAUUGCCUGCCUGUUGUCAGGUCAACUACAUCCUUCUGUCCAUUGUGAUUGUAGCCUUGCGCAAUAAACUGUAACGUGGUACAUGCAAAUGCCGCACGGAAUCAUGCAUUGUGCAGAUUGUCAAUUACUUUCUGAUGUUGAAAAUUUGAUGGAAUGGAUGUGAAUUCAGUUUCA
Molecule: messenger RNA, 945 nt
Organism: Phragmites australis (common reed)
Lineage: Eukaryota; Viridiplantae; Streptophyta; Magnoliopsida; Poales; Poaceae
Product: nitrogen regulatory protein P-II homolog
Exons: 7
Coding region: 165-767 (200 amino acids)
Biological process (GO): regulation of nitrogen utilization
Cellular component (GO): cytosol; chloroplast thylakoid
Molecular function (GO): ATP binding; enzyme regulator activity
Source: RefSeq, a predicted model, not a curated record